AUGUUCCUCAUCUUCCUCGCCUUUCUCGCCAUCUUUCCCGGCUCGAUCGCCGCCUCAAACGCCACGCUAAACUGCUCCGAUGUUAACGUCGUCAUCGGCUCCGCCCUGCGCGACGCCUCCAAGGAUUCUCUUUUUGCGACGUUGGCCAAGUUCAGUGAGCUCGACGCGCUCGUCGUGCCUGGCGGCCUUUUCUACGAAGUCACGGGCGAUUUGACCUUCUUCGUGCCUUCUGACGACGAUCUCGAAGACGAAAUCGAGUACUGGAAAGACAUCCUCGAACUUACGGGGGAGGAAUCCGUGCUCGAGAAUAAGGCGUACGUGCAAGAGAUUCUUCGGCAAUACAUCGCGUACGGCAACGUCUCCGUCGGGUAUCGCGGUCUGUUUGUCACCAUCGAUGGAAGCAUUUACAACUGGACCGAUGCAGACGGGAGUGGGAUGUCCAAGAUCGAGCUGCAGCCCGUGGGGGUGCAGUUGCUCGAGGAGUCACCGUUGAUUCUCUACGUCAACGAAACCGACGCGCAAACCGAGACGUGCAGUCGCGGCAUCGAGCUCGCUCGCGUGGUGCGUGAUAGAACUUACGUGCGUAUGGCCGUGAGACGAUCAGUCAAACGAAGCGCGCGCGGGCGACGCGGGAAACGACGUUUGAUGCGCAGAUUACUCUCCCAGAGAUUACAACAAUUAAAUACCGCGGUCUAA
Ostreococcus lucimarinus CCE9901 is the source of this 696-nucleotide messenger RNA. RefSeq lists its product with no specific name. The coding region runs from base 1 to 696 and encodes 231 amino acids. The record is from RefSeq and is a predicted model, not a curated record. NCBI's taxonomy places the organism in Eukaryota, Viridiplantae, Chlorophyta, Mamiellophyceae, Mamiellales, Bathycoccaceae. The transcript has a single exon.